UACUCGGUGUUUAGGUCGAAAAUGUUAACGCAAAUAUUGCGACAAGUGCGUUAGUUGUAGCAAUUUUAUUACGAAAUUAUUCAAUUAAAAAAAACUCCACAUACAAAAAAAACAAAAACAUUUGUACUUCACCGGCAGGUGGCGGUAGGGAGCUCAGAAUGUUGACAUCUUGUAAGUUAACACGACAACAAGACGAGGAGGAAGACAGAGCGGCGGACUGAUGUCAGACAGACAGGUGAAAACAUGAAGACUCUGAUGGUGUUUGAUUUUGACCACACUGUGAUCGACGACAACAGUGACACUUGGGUGAUUAGAUGCCUUCCAGGUCAGACUCUUCCCGACUCUGUGAAGAAUUCCUACAGGAAAGGCCACUGGACUGAGUUCAUGGGCCGAGUGAUGAACUACAUAGGAGAGCAGCAGAUCAGCCCAGACAGGGUCCGCAGUGUGAUGGAGACCAUCCCCUUCACAGCUGGAAUGACAGACUUGCUGACAUUCAUAUCAGAGCAUAAAAGCACCAUUGACUGCAUAGUCAUCUCUGACUCCAACACCAUGUUCAUUGACUGGAUCCUUCACGCAUCUGGGUUCAAGGUGGCUGUGGAUCAGGUUUUCACCAACCCAGCUAGAUUCAAUGAGCUCGGGCACAUGGAGGUGCGGGGCCACCACUCUCACGACUGCGACCGAUGCCCCGUCAACCUCUGUAAGAGGAAAGUCCUGGAAGUGUAUCUGUCAGAGCAGUUGGACGGCGGUGUGGAGUACGAGCGGGUAUUCUACGCGGGGGACGGUGGGAAUGAUCUCUGCCCGACUUCCUGUCUGAGAGGACGUGAUGUUGUGAUGCCCAGGAAGGGCUACACUCUGGAGAAACUGCUGGCCAGACUGGAACAACGGGAAGAUAACGCUUCUCUCCGAGCUAAAGUGGUUGCCUGGAGCAGUGGCACUGACAUCCUCGAGGAACUGAAAGCUAGUAUGCAGUUGUAGUACAAUACUUGAUCGACUUCUCAGUUGUAACUGAAAUAUUGCACUGUGAGUGUGUACUGUAGAGGGCACAUGCUGCUCUCCUUAACUGUUUAAAUUUUAUUUCACAUUA
This is a messenger RNA of Sander lucioperca (pikeperch), 1084 nucleotides long. It is a transcript of the gene phospho2, whose product is annotated as phosphatase, orphan 2. Lineage: Eukaryota; Metazoa; Chordata; Actinopteri; Perciformes; Percidae. The coding region runs from base 244 to 975 and encodes 243 amino acids. The record is from RefSeq and is a predicted model, not a curated record. Gene Ontology annotation, molecular function: phosphatase activity. The transcript is spliced from 4 exons.